GUCGCAGGAAGACAAGCGUGCGCGCAGCCCGCUAGUAUUCGCAACCUCCGCCGCGCGUGCGUGCUUAACUCAGUGCGACCGUUUGUGUUCAUUCCAUGUUACGUGCAUAACACAACAAAAUGAAAUUCCAUAUUAAAUUUUUCGAUUUCAUACCGGCGCGGUUCAACGUAGCCGUUAUGAUGUUCUUCGCGUGUUGGGUCAACUACAUGAUGAGGGUCAACAUGAGCGUCAACAUCAUUGCUAUGGUACCCGAUGAUAGCACUACUACAUCGGUGAAAAGCGAGUGCGAGGCCAUUGUGACAAACGAUACUUCGUUGUAUAACAGUACUGUGGUCACCAAGCGAGAACUAAGACAGCCAGAUGGAGUGGUUACCUUCGAUUGGACAGCUCAGCAGCAAGCUUACGUGCUGUCAGGGUACUUCUGGGGGUACUCCAUCUCUUGCCUCGUGGGAGGAACCGCGGCCGAGUUCUGGGGUCCAAGGAAACUGGUCUUCGUUACAAUGCUGUUGAUCGCCAUCCUGACCAUCUUGAGUCCUCAGGCAGCAAGGAUACAUUAUAUGGCGCUUGUGGCCGUCAGAUUCGUCAGUGGAUUAGCAGCAGGAUUCCUGUUUCCUGCACUCCAUGCAUUGGUGGCUCACUGGGCGCCACCCCAGGAGAAGGGGAAGUUCGUGAGCGCUCUGCUAGGUGGCGCUAUAGGUACUGUAGUCACCUGGUCGCUAACAGGACCGCUAAUUGAAAACUUCGGAUGGGAUUACGCGUUUUACGUUCCCGGAACAAUCGCGUUAGUAUGGUGCAUUCUAUGGUGGUUUUUGGUCUACGAUUCUCCAGUACAACAUCCACGUAUCUCUGAAAGUGAGAAGAAGUACAUCCUUGAGGCUAUAGGCGACAAAGUUAACCAGAGUGCGACAGAAGCUAAGGUCGUUCCGCCAUUCAGAAAGAUUUUGACAUCGUUCCCAUUCCUUGCUAUGGUGAUCCUUCACUAUGGUAGCAACUGGGGUUUGUACUUCGUGAUGACAGCGGCUCCUAAGUUCGUGUCCAGCGCCCUCGGCUUCAACCUGACGUCCACAGGCACUCUCUCCUCCCUACCUUACCUCGCUAGAAUGAUAUUCUCGCUCAUAUUCGGAGCCGUCGGUGACAGGAUCGUCAAACAGAAUAUAGUAUCAACAACGUUUAUGAGGAAGUUCUUCUGUCUCUUCUCCCACGUGGUGCCCGGUCUGCUUCUCAUCGGGUUAGGAUACACGGGCUGUGCACCCAUCCUCUCUGUAGCCCUAAUUACAUUCUCCAUGGGGUCUAAUGGUGCGGCCACACUAACCAACCUGGUGAAUCAUCAGGACCUGGCACCUAACUUCGCUGGCACACUAUACGGAAUUGCCAACGGAAUAGGCAACACUGCUGGCUUUGUCACGCCGUUGGUCACUGCGCACUUUACCAAGAACGGAAAUGGAUUCGCAGAAUGGCGGCCAGUCUUCAUAACGGGUGCGUCGUUGUACAUCGCGUCAGCUGGAUACUUUAUUCUGUUUGGUACAGCCGAGACUCAGUCCUGGAACUACGUUACUCCCGUAGAAGAAGAAGAAGACAAGAGACAGAACUCUAACUCAACGGACACAACUGUCACGAUCUCACUGAAGACGUAGGCUUAUUCAAGUAAUACGCACAAAUGCAAGAAGCAAUGUUUACAUAAGUCUGCAGAAUAGGUAUUUUUGUCUCUAAGUAGUAGGUAGUAUUUAAGUACGUAUUAUUAAAUCGCCAUAAUUAUUUAAUUACUUGGUCUACUAGAUGUCAAUGUAAAUACGUUUAUGUUUUUGAUAUUUUAGUUCAGCUUUCAAUGUUAACUUAACUGUGGUGUAAUCUGUUGCUGAAUUUAAACGCUCAACAACAUUGGCCACAAUAUAAUGAACUGUUCUGUUCUGCACAGUUUUAUGGAAAACUUUUGUAUUUUAACAGGUUAACAAACAAUUUGUUAAUUUAUAAGUAAAUGAAUACAUAAUAUUAAUGACAUAAUACUGUUUUCCAUUCAAAAGCUUGUGUAUUUAAAGAAUAGUCGGUACCUAGGUAAGUUUAAACCAGAUUAUUCACUAUAUUUUUUAAUGUAGAAACAAAAUACGGUCACAUAAUAUGGCAGAGUAUAAAUUAAUAAUAAGUAUAUUGUUGAUGUAUUUUCCACCUAUAGGAGACUACAACAUACAAUAAGAACUUUGGUUAUGAUUGGCGAUUUGGUUGACUUCACAGAUCAAUUGUAACUUAUAGAUUGUAUACUUUA
Messenger RNA from Spodoptera exigua (beet armyworm), 2260 nucleotides. Lineage: Eukaryota; Metazoa; Arthropoda; Insecta; Lepidoptera; Noctuidae. The record is from the annotation of a GenBank genome assembly.